AGACGUUAGAGUCUUGAUUAAGAUCUUGCUUUUGCCUUUUGUGCAAAGUGCCACUCAACACACAGUCCCAUCCUCUUUGCUGAGAUCACAGCAUCAGCCCACGAUAAAACAGGCCCCAGAAAACAUUGAUUCACUGCAUUACAGCAGCUUGAUGUGGCUGUGCCUCUGCCAGGAGAGCUCUCGGCUGGAGGUGAUCACCCCGGACUCCUCUGCCCUCCCCUGGAGAGGCUCUUUCACCUUCGGUGAAUUCCAGCACCUGGCUGGCAGGAGGAGGGGGCGGUGGCACUGGGUGGCACUGGGUGGCACUCGGUGUCCUCCUCCCCGGCAGCUGGCACUGGGGCAGUGCUGGUGAGGAGCAGCUCCGAGCUGGAGGGGUUUGCAUGGGCUGGAGACCGAACCCGGAGCUUUCUGAAGAAGCUUUAAGCUGAAAUUGCUGAGAAUUUUUGCCUGAAGCGAGAGAUGUUUCCCGUGUUUUAGACAAGCAGCAACCUGCAGUCAGAAGGAGGAAGGGGCUGAAUUCACCCCAGAAGUAUUUCUCCAAGAUCGUUUUUUUUCAAGGGACCAAAAGGUGGAGACGCUGAGAAGGCGAGAUGGUCCCAGGAGGCUCCGUGUGUCGUUUGCCAGGGAACAGGAACCUGAGGCUUCUCCACGCCGGGCGCUUCUGUGUCCCAUCUCCUACCACACCCUGAAAUCAAACUGAGCAGCUGAGGUGAACCAGGCCCUGCACAAACAUGUCAGCCUUGCCUCCACCCCUUUUCCUUCUCCCGCUUUCUCCUGCCCUCUUUCUCUCCCGAGUUUCUCGGCGCGGAUCCCGGUGGCCGAGCGUCCCCACCUCCCCGCUGCUGACGGAGCCAUGAGGACUCAGGGGGAUGGUUCUGGAAGGGAAGGAAAACCAGGAGCUGGAUUCCUUUGGGAAGGAGUUUACUUCAUCUUUACUCCUAUAGCCCAGCAACACCAUCCUCCAAUCAGCUCUGCUGCAUGACAGUGGGAGAGUUCCCCUCCAGACCCUUCUUUCUCCAUUCACGUGGAAUUGUCCUCUGCCGGCGUUGUUGCAGCAGAACUGCCAGACAUUAAUGCCUUAAUGUAUUUGGGGACAGAGUACUGAAAAGAAAGAAGAGAAGUUCUGUGGCUGGAAUCACCAUGUUCCGUAAGAAGAAGAAGAAACGCCCCGAGAUCUCUGCUCCCCAGAACUUUGAGCACCGUGUCCACACUUCCUUUGACCCCAAGGAGGGGAAAUUUGUGGGGCUGCCCCCCCAGUGGCAGAAUAUCCUGGACACGCUGCGGCGCCCCAAACCCGUGGUGGACCCUUCAAGGAUCACCAGGAUGCAGCUCCAGCCCAUGAAGACCGUGGUGAGAGGCAGCACAGUGGAGGUGGAAGGUUACAUCUCCGGGCUGCUCAACGACAUCCAGAAGCUUUCUGCCAUCAGCUCCAACACUCUGAGGGGAAGGAGCCCCACCAGCAGGAGGAGAGCUCAGUCCCUGGGGCUGCUGGGGGAAGACAGACCCCCAGACAUGUAUCUUCAGAGUCCUGAAGCAGACUGGGCAGACAGAUAUGGAAACUACCUCAACUGCAAUGGUGGGACCAAGGUGACCCGGAGGCAGACGAUGUGGCCAGACUACAAACCCCGACUGGAAGGAGAGUCCCAUCCCAAUGGGAUGGUGACCAAAGCACAGUCCCUUGGGCCUUCAGAGUUCCAGGGGGCUGAGGGCAGCUGCCUCCAGCGUGCCUCUGGGCUGCAGCACGUGCCAGGGGAGGGUGAGAAGGUGGGCAAGAAGAGCUCAGAAGAGUGCUGGCCUCAGCCUUGUCUCCUGAGACCAGCAAACCCCAGGCCCCCGGGGGAAGGCAGCCCCAGCUCCAAAUCCAGGGAAAGCAGCCUGAAGAGGAGGCUGCUCCGCAGUGUCUUCCCCUCAUCCAGCAGCUCCAACAAGUCCAGCUCCUCCCUGCAGAUGAAGCCCAACGCCACCUUCAGGCCCCAGCAGUGGGGUUCACCACACAGCCCUGCAGCCAAAGCCCAGUCUCUCCCAGCAGAUCAACCUCCCUCCGAGUUCCCCAGGAUGAUCUCAGAAGCUGGGACCCCCCACAAGUCCCCCCCAGUGGAGAAGCCCAUUGCAGUGCCCCCGGGCAGACCCUCCCCAGCGGGCUCCCCCCGGAACCGGCAGACCCAGACGAGUUCCAGCAACCUUCACCUUCCCCAGGACUCUUCUGCCAAGGGCCAGGUGGCCGGGGAGGACCCGGUGGUUGUGACUCACGAGCAGUUCAAGGCUGCUCUGAGGAUGGUUGUGGACCAGGGGGAUCCCCGGGCGUUGCUGGAGAAUUACGUGAAGAUUGGUGAGGGCUCCACGGGCAUCGUCUGCAUCGCGCGGGAGAAGCACUCGGGGCGGCAAAUCGCUGUCAAAAUGAUGGAUCUGAGGAAGCAGCAGCGUAGGGAGCUCCUCUUCAAUGAGGUGGUGAUAAUGAGGGACUACCAACAUGUCAACGUGGUGGAGAUGUACAAGAGCUACCUGGUGGGAGAGGAGCUCUGGGUGCUGAUGGAGUUCCUGCAGGGAGGAGCCCUCACUGACAUUGUGUCUCAGAUCAGGCUGAAUGAAGAGCAGAUUGCAACAGUGUGUGAAUCUGUGCUGCAGGCUCUGUCCUAUCUCCACUCUCAGGGGGUCAUUCACCGAGACAUUAAGAGUGACUCCAUCCUCCUGACCCUGGAUGGAAGGGUAAAGCUCUCAGAUUUUGGCUUUUGUGCCCAGAUCAGUAAAGAUGUUCCUAAAAGGAAGUCCCUGGUGGGUACUCCCUACUGGAUGGCCCCAGAAGUAAUUGCAAGGAUACCCUACACUACUGAGGUGGAUAUCUGGUCUAUGGGGAUCAUGGUGAUAGAGAUGGUGGAUGGAGAACCCCCCUAUUUUAGUGAUUCUCCAGUCCAGGCAAUGAAGAGGCUCCGUGACAGCCCUCCUCCUAAGCUGAAAAACUUCCACAGGACCUCCCCAGUUCUGAGGGACUUCUUGGACAGGAUGCUGACACGGGAUCCCCUGGCAAGAGCCACAGCACAGGAACUUCUGGAUCAUCCCUUUUUGCUCCAGACAGGACUCCCAGAGUGCCUGGUCCCCCUGAUCCAGCAGUACCGAAAGAGAACCUCCACCUGCUGACUUGACAGAAGGGGGAAUGCGGGGAUAAAGUCGUGUUUAUUAAAAAUGAUAUUUAUAUAUCUAGAGGUCUGAUGAGACCAGGCAGUCUCAGCCUGUGAAUGGUGCUUGGAACUGGUCAGCAAUCUGCAGAGGGUGCCCAUGAACACUGUCCCUGCCUCCUCAGCCUCUUGUGGCUCCUUCUUUGCUGCAGACAAUCAACCAGGACUGGGCCCAGGGUGCCCAGGGGUGUCUCAAGAUCAGAUGUCUGGGGACUUGUGGAUGGCUUCCUCUGAAGGAUGGCAUUUUGAGGUGGAGUCUGAAGUUGUGGAGUGUCUGAAUGUCUGGAAAACAAUGUUCCUGCAAACCUUGGCUGCUGAUUACUGAACUGGAACUGUGUUUCUCAAUGAGAAAUGUGAUCUUUGUUCCCUUAGGUGUACACUGGAGUCUUGAGCUGACCCAACUGGAUGUUUUGGGGCACAGACCCCUUUACACUCUCCAACAAUGCACAAAGACUUAACAAUUUUUUUUCCUCUGAGACUUUUUCACAGAUGAAAAGUUUUAAUUUCCUUCAAUUAAACAUGGACCUGGAAAACUCUACAUAUUUUCCUAGGGAGCAGAUGUGAUAUGUAUAUACUUGUUUCUAAAUGGUUCUCUGCAUCAACAAACUUCUCUCUUGCUGAGGAAUAUGUAUGGUUUAGUGGUCGAUCUUGAAUCCAUUUCAUGCUCUUAAACUUUUGGAGGGGAAACCCCUUGGAUGCACGCCUCCAAAACAGACUCUGUGAAGAUGACAAGUGUUCUGCCACCAGGAUCUGCAGCUGAAAACUCAGAAUAUGCAACAUCUCCCAUGCUGGUGGGAAAGGAGAGCUGGGGGCAGCUCAUUCCCCUGUUUGCUUUCCAGGCCUCUUUCUUCCAAAGUCCUUUCUCCCAGGAGAGGCUGAGAAAUACCAUCCUGAGACAGUUAUUGUGGAGCUCCUUGGGGGUGCUCCAGGGGCCUGGAUGAAAACGUUUCAGCUGUCCUGUGUGUAUCCCAGGGGAGGUUUUUGUGUUCCUGUGGGGUGGUUGUUGAGCCUCUCUCUCCCCUGCAGAAGAGAAGAGGAACUUCUGGUGUCUGCUUUGUUUUUGGUGUGCCCUUCCCCACCAUCCCUGCACUGAUAGGUUCUGAAGGUUACUGGUUGUCUAAGCAGCUCUUCCAGUUAUUUUCAUUUAGAUUUAGAUGUUUUGUAUGAUACACUUCUGACCUGUGAGGUUGUCAAGGUAGUUGGGCUGUAGGUCAGGCUGUGACACUGUGCAGUAAUGGUGUUGUUGUCGUGAGCUCUCAAGAGCAUAACCUUACAUGGGGAACUGGGAUCCUGUUUGGAAACCUCCAGACACAAUGUGUUGGGAUUUAAGUUAUUCUUGGGACAGUCCUACUGUCCAGAAACUAACCUCAGAACUGCAUUUUCUUCAGAAGAUGUUGAUAAUCUCUGUCCUCUGCUAUUUACUCCAGUUACAGAUCCUGCUUCAGAACUGAAGCCACAGUUGAUUACUUGAAGUAAUUUGGGAUGGAAUUCAUCUGCACUGAUGCCAGCCUCUAAAUGGUGGGCACCCAGUCUGUGAAGCAGAGAGGUUGGCUCUGUAGACCAAGGUGAGGGGAACAGCUCCAGAGGGUGGGUGCCCCCUCUCAGAUCCCUGCUGAGGGUUGGAAUUGCCCCUGCCCAGCAGCGGGGUCAGAGGUGGCUUGGCUAGACUGGAUGUCUAAGUCUGGGGCUAUUGAAGUUGGUUGAAAUGAAUUCAUUUAGCUCCUCUUUAGCUGCACUGGAAACUUUUUGAUGUAAAAUGUUUCUGUAUUCUGGAUUUACUGCUUUUUUUUAUGCAAAAGAGCAGGGCUUUGAAAAGAUUUAUAAUUCGAAACGAACGAUCCUGCUCGUCUGUAGUUGUGAAUCCUUUGCACUUGUGUUUUAAAUUAAAGUAGAUCUUGAUUUAUUCAUAAGCCUGUUGUGGUGCUGAGAUGCUUUAAAAUAUGUCUAUAGGUCAGAGAUGUGAGGGAAGUGUGUAAAAGCUUGAAGUCUGCUCUAACUUAGCUGCUCUGUGACUUUUAAAACAAGACCAGACUGUAGCAGGAUCUGGAUCCUGAAUCCAAGGUUCCUCUGGGAUGGGAGGUUUAGCACUGAAAACCAUUUCAUCCUUGGGCCCCAGUCUCACUGAACACAGUGUGGGGGGAAGGCCCUGGGAUGAUUGCAUUGAAAUCUCUUAUACAAUUUUAAAACCUCUUUACUCCUCAUGUAUUGUGCAGAUAGUGCCCACCCAGCACAGAAUUCAACAUCUGAUGGUUGUGUUUCUCUCUUUACAGUUUGUGCACGGCCUCUCACCAAUUAAUUGCUCCAUUACUUUAGAUGAGUGUGGAAUAAACCAGAAAUCCUAAGACAAACAUAGAUUAGAUAGAAGAUUGAAGCUCUGUCUCCAAGGCCAACAGCUCCUUCCCCACCAGCCAGGCAGGAGAAUGCCAAUGAGCAGAGCAGGUUUGUUGUGUGCAUUGCAGUCCCAGUUCAGAGUGAGAUUUCUUGUAUGCUGAGUGGUACCUGAGUGUGUAACUCAGUUUGUUAAACACUGCAGCCUCUUCUCUGAAGAGUGGGUAAUUGUGCC
This is a messenger RNA of Calypte anna (Anna's hummingbird), 5736 nucleotides long. RefSeq names its product p21 (RAC1) activated kinase 6 (gene PAK6). Bases 1141 to 3135 code for a protein of 664 amino acids. Gene Ontology annotation, biological process: protein phosphorylation; intracellular signal transduction; regulation of MAPK cascade. The record is from RefSeq and is a predicted model, not a curated record. The transcript has 12 exons. Gene Ontology annotation, cellular component: cytoplasm. NCBI's taxonomy places the organism in Eukaryota, Metazoa, Chordata, Aves, Apodiformes, Trochilidae. Gene Ontology annotation, molecular function: protein serine/threonine kinase activity; ATP binding.